Molecule: messenger RNA, 777 nt
Organism: Schistocerca nitens (vagrant locust)
Lineage: Eukaryota; Metazoa; Arthropoda; Insecta; Orthoptera; Acrididae
Product: protein piccolo-like
Exons: 6
Coding region: 1-522 (173 amino acids)
Biological process (GO): presynaptic active zone assembly; protein localization to synapse
Cellular component (GO): axon; glutamatergic synapse; cytoskeleton of presynaptic active zone
Molecular function (GO): structural constituent of presynaptic active zone; protein binding
Source: RefSeq, a predicted model, not a curated record
AUGCGACAUCAUUUCCAUGAGAUAUUUAUAGUUAUUAUAAUUGAAAGAACUUCUUCAAUUUAUUUGGGACUUUCACUUUCUCACACAGAAAAGCCACAACAUCCUGAGGAAACACAUGUAAAUGCACAAGUCCAUAUGCAUAAAGAAAGGAGCAGAACUGGUUCAAGAACAGUACAGGAUACUAAAGUAUCACAACCCCAAAGUCUUUCUGUAAGUUGUGAGAUUCCAGUCAAACGCUUUCUCUUGACUCGGGACCCAAAAGACAGAUCAGUUGGAGGUAAUGGUCUUGGUAUGAGAAUUGUGGGUGGGAAGGAAAUACCUCAUACAGGUGGUGAACUUGGUGCUUUUGUGUCCAGAAUUUAUCCUGGGGGAGUUGUGGAUUACCUAGGCACAAUUAAAGAAGGUGAUCAAAUACUUGAAUGGAAUGGUGUUCCAUUGACAGGCAAAACUUUUGAAGAAGUGCAAAGACUCAUUUCACAUACAGAGGGUGAGAUUGAAAUUGUGGUGAAAAGCAACAUUUGACUCAAGAUGUGAAUGGAAUGAAUUCUGGAAAAUGCUAAUUCUUGAUGACACUCCAGCCUUCACCUCGCAACUCAUCCAAAUUAUUCUUAGCCAGCAUUGCUGAAUUACCUGUAUCUUAUUACUUGAUAAAUUUAUCAUGAAUGUGAUGUAACACUUUUGAAUGUGGUUCACAGCCAUUUAGAUUCCCUUAUUGAAAUAUGACUGGUUUGUGAGAUAAAUUCAAUUAAUGUGUUCUUCCAGUGAUAAAAAGUAAUU